Messenger RNA from Osmia lignaria (orchard mason bee), 4215 nucleotides. It is a transcript of the gene hts, whose product is annotated as adducin 1-like protein hts. The record is from RefSeq and is a predicted model, not a curated record. Lineage: Eukaryota; Metazoa; Arthropoda; Insecta; Hymenoptera; Megachilidae. Gene Ontology annotation, molecular function: actin filament binding. Gene Ontology annotation, cellular component: cytoskeleton; postsynaptic density; plasma membrane.
AAGGAAGCAAAGAACGGUAAAGCGGGUGUCGAAGAUGGCAGAUACAAGUCCGCAACCAGUGUUGUCUGAACCACACACGAAUGGUGUGAUGGACGGUUUAACGGAAGAAGAAAAAAGUAAGAUGCGACCCGCCGACAUUGAUGCGGAUAUGAGAGAAAUGGAGAGGAGGAAAAGGGUCGAAAUGAUGAUGAAUUCACGAUUGUUUCGGGAGGAGUUGGAACGCAUCAUUGAAACGCAAAUGAAAGACGGUGCUGGACCAUCGGGUCUGCUACAGCAAAUCUCAGACAUGAUGGGUGGUGCGCAAGGUGCUCGGUUUAAUGGGAACGUAUUUAAAAAUUCAAACUGCGUAUUACCGAUCAACGAUAUACGCGGUGUCGAAAGCAUGGGUUACGCGAAAGGAGAGAAGCUAUUGCGUUGUAAAUUGGCUGCGGUAUUCCGAUUAUUGGAUCUGUACGGUUGGACUCAAGGUGUCGGUGGACAAAUUACGGCGCGUCUGAAUCAAGAUCAAGAACAUUUUUUAGUUAAUCCGUACGGCUUGCUCUACCACGAAAUCACUGCCUCGAGUUUGAUCAAGGUCGAUAUGCAGGGAUCGAUCGUCGAGCAGGGAACGACCAAUUUUGGGGUUCACGUGGCAGGAUUUCAAUUGCACUCGACGAUUCAUGCCGCAAGACCUGAUAUCAAAUGCAUCGUUCAUAUUACUACUCCGUCCGUUACCGCCAUCUCAUCGUUAAAAUGCGGAUUGUUGCCGAUCGGACAAGAGAGUAUAGUAAUAGGAGAUGUAAGCACGCAUCAGUAUAUAGGUGGAUCUUUCGAACCCGAGGAAAAGGAAAAAAUUUCGAGAAAUCUCGGACCGAUAAACAAAGUGAUGAUGUUAACGAAUCGCGGUGCUCUCUGUUGCGGAGAAACCGUCGAGGAAGCUUUCUUUAACGUUUAUAACAUGGUUUUAGCUUGUGAGACUCAGUUAAAGCUAAUGCCCGCUGGUUUGGAUAAUUUAAAUCUCAUUUCGGAAGAAUCGAAAAAAGCCAUAUUCGAGGCUUCGAGAAAACCACCGACACCGCAACAAUCGACCGUACCGAUAUCGGAUAGUACAGCUCUUGCUGAGAAACUUGAAAAGCGCUGGCGAAUCGGCGGAACUGAAUUCGAGGCACUCAUGCGAAUGCUCGAUAAUGCGGGUUUCCGUACCGGUUACAUCUAUAGAAAUCCGUUGGUGAAAGGAGAACCUCCACGACCUCGAAACGACGUUGAAGUGCCUCCGGCAGUUUCGUCAUUGGGAUAUUUGCUUGAGGAAGAAGAACUCUAUAAACAAGGACUCUGGAAAGGAGGUCGCAAAGGGACGGAUAGAUCGCGUUGGUUAAAUUCGCCUAACGUCUAUCAGAAGGUCGAAAUACUCGAAACAGGAACUCCUGAUCCGAAAAAGAUCACAAAGUGGGUGUCAGACGGCUCUCCGACCCAUACCAGUACACCGGUGAAGAUCGAAGGUGCCCUUCAAUUCGUACCGAAAAAUACCAAUCCAAAGGAGUUUAAGCAAAUACAGCAACAGAUAAAAGAUUAUCGUAGAGCCGAUAAAAUAUCGGCUGGACCACAGUCCCAUAUAUUGGAAGGAGUUACUUGGGAAGAAGCGAAAAAGAUGCAGGAUGCAACUAUCAGUGGAACAGGAGAACAAGUGGUGUUGGUAGGGGCAGCCAGCAAAGGUAUCAUUCAAAGAGGCUUUCAACACAAUGCGAUGGUUUACAAAACUCCAUAUGCAAAAAAUCCUUUCGAUGCUGUUACCGAUCAAGAGCUGGACCAGUACAAAAAGGAAAUUGAACGCAAACAAAAAGGAGAUAUUUACGAUGAAUCGCAGUCAGAAUCGGAAGCAUUGUCAUCGUUUAAUGUCAGCCGUGCAACCCACGAAUCGAGCACUGCCAAAAGUCCUAUUCAGUCACCGGUAUCGGUAACUUCGGAAACGGAAGAAGAAAGCAGAGACGAACCUCGAGUAUUGCGAAUAGAGACGAAACAAGUGCCUGCACCGAGUCAACCUGAAGUUGUAUUGAGCGAUGAUGGUGAUUCGUCGAGCAGGUACUGCAGUGAAAGCGAUAGCGAUAGCGAUAGCGAUAGCGAAGACAAGUUUUCGAAAGUAUAUAGCGAAGAGCCGCGUUUAGAAAUAGCUCGAACCGGUGUUGUUGCAAAACGAUUGACGCCUACCUUGAUCGCCUAUCCACCGAUGGUCGUUCUAUCGAAUUCAUCUUUGAGCGUGAUGAAAGAGAAAAAGUCGCAUUUAAGAACAGAAGGUAACGAAAAUUCAUCGAAAGUUGUUGAUCGUGAGAAGAACGCUCCUAUUUUGUCGGUUUCCCGUUACGAACGGAACGACGGAAAGGCACAAGAAACUGUCGAAACAAUAAAAGCCAGUGUCGAUAGUAAGAAUGUGAACACUGUUUCUUCGUCAAAGACGAGAUCGAAAACGAAGAUGGAAAGAAAAGCAACAGAAGACGUUUUGCUUGAUUCAAAUUUCGAAAUUUCUAAAAAGUGUAACUUGGAUUCCACCGAUAUGAGUUUGAUAUACAGUUUAACGCCAUUGUUGGACCCAGAGUAUCAGGAGAAUGUGAACGAGGAACGGACCUCGAUGUCGUCGAUGUCGUCGAUGUCGUCGAUGUCGGCCGAACGCACACUUACCUUGGAUCGAUCAAUGGGCGAACGUUUGAAUGAAAAAUACCGUAUGUACGAAGAAGCGACAUACAAUUGCGACUGGUUCGAUUCGUCGUACGACAACGGUAGCGAUACGUACGAAUCAUUCGAUGAAAUUUGCGCAGAAAUCGGAGAUGAGCUUUCUUCCGAUAACGAACGUUUCGAGAUUCGUUCAAAGGAAGAGAGGAGCGAUGAAUUGUUUGGAAACGGUAUUAGUGACAGUGCGAACGAAAUUAUCGCCGAACUUGACGCCUGCGAUACUUUUGCGAGUAUUUCUUCUUUGUUAGAUGAGAUUUUCCAGAGAGUUUGCGAUACUCUUUUCUAUCGUUCGCUUGCCCAUUCUCGGUUUUUCAAUUUCAAUUCCAAUUUCAAUUUAAUCUCAUCCUCGAUUUUAACGAAGGAACACGAGGAAAACUCGCAGCUGUUGGUCGUGCACGAGAUUAUUCAUCACGUGAUAGAUGUGCGCGACGAAACGAUCGAUUGUUCGUUUAAGAGUGUCAAAGACAUUGCGAACGUAGAACUAAAAGAAGCACGAGACGGUGUCGUUGCGAACGAUGAAACAACUGAGACGGCUGAAGCUAGUAGUAGUAGUAGUAGUCGUGAAAGUGCAGCUGCUAUUUUCGAAUUUUGUACGAUAGCAUCAAACGUCGAUGAUGCAGCGUUACGAUUGAACUUUCGAGUGGAGAAGGUCGAUGCUAACGAAAUAAUUCUCUCGAAUAGUAGCGAUCUUGAAAAGAGUGAGAAUUUUCUUGAAGAAGGAAAACCGUCUGAUUCUCUUAUUACUUUGCUCCGAGAUACGAAUACGACUAGUUGUCCUCAAAGUGAAGAAAUGCUAAUGGAACUCGGCAACAAUUUCGACGUUGAGUUUUGCACGAUGAAGAAUCACGAUGAACAAGACUGUUUCCGUUUAUCGCCUAUAAACGAAGAGGUCAACGAUACGAUGAUAGAUUCAAAGUAGUAUUAAAUCGUACAAUCAUAGAAUUUCUGUCCAAUUUUCGAGUUCACAUAUUCUCAGUUUCGUUCAGUGUUUUCAGAACUACAAAGUAAUGUUGUGUACGAGAUUGACAUUUUUAUUUUGUUUUUUGCUUUGUUAACACACAUAAGAUCGUACUAAUCCUAUGUUCCUAAAGAUUGCUGUUUUAUGUUCCUAAUGAUUACCAUGUUUUAUGUUUUCAUUUUCUACUUGAUACUCGUUUUGCACGUAAAGCAUACUUUGUACAUAUGAAAUAAACCUUUCUUUCUAUUUCGUGUGAUUUACAACAAAUGAAAAAAGGAAAAACAAACGAAUUUAUAAUCCGUUGUUUCGCUUUCGUUGGUACGCUUUCAAAAUCGAAGCAUUCCAAGAGGAAAGAUCAAUCAUACGUUGAGUUUGUUGUUGAAGGUAAGCGUGCAUUGCACUUCUAACAUCAACGAUUCGUUAUACUCGAUCAUUUGUUCAGUUUGUGCUAACUAGUUUCGUCAAACUGUGGCUUCAUGUACUGAAUCACAAUCGCUUACUAGCUUAAACGGAUCUUUUCAAUUUAACACGUAACACGUUGAAUAUAUUUUUUA